Messenger RNA from Aspergillus terreus NIH2624, 1815 nucleotides. RefSeq lists its product as uncharacterized. The record is from RefSeq and is a predicted model, not a curated record. The transcript is spliced from 2 exons. Gene Ontology annotation, molecular function: D-serine ammonia-lyase activity. NCBI's taxonomy places the organism in Eukaryota, Fungi, Ascomycota, Eurotiomycetes, Eurotiales, Aspergillaceae. Gene Ontology annotation, biological process: D-serine catabolic process. Bases 1 to 1815 code for a protein of 604 amino acids.
AUGCCAAAAGCAGUGAUCUUCGAUCUUCUAACCGCCCUCCUGGACAGUUGGUCCCUCUGGAAUGCAGCAGCAGGAGGUGAAGAUGCAGGCCGCCGAUGGAGGGCCCGCUAUCUCGAGAUCACCUUCGGAUGCGGGAAAUACCGGCCCUACGAGGAUCUCGUCAGAGAGUCGGCCGUCGACACCGGGGUAGGCGAACAGGCUGCCACGGCGCUGCUGACAAACUGGGACCAGUUGAAGCCGUGGCCGGAGGCUGUUGAAGUGCUGCAAACCCUUCGUCGUCGCGGAUAUCUCCUCGGCGUGGUGACCAACUGUUCCUCAGAACUAGGCCAUCGUGCGGCCAACCGCUGCGGCAUACAAUUCGAUGCCGUGCUGACGGCGGAAGAAGUCGGCUUUUACAAACCACAUGUUGCGACAUACCAAGGCGCAAUUGCAGCUGUCGGGGUAGACCUGAAGGAAGCCCUUUUUGUCGCAGGCAGCAAUGGCGAUGUCAUUGGGGCUGCUGCCGCUGGAAUGGAUGUCGUCUGGCAUAAUCGAAUCGGCCUUCCGGCACUCCCGGGCUCUGCACCCUUUGUCGAAGGGAAGAGCCUCCGUGAGACUCUGGGUGCGUUGCUACGAUAUCAGGGCGUUCCCCGGUCAGAAAUCCCUACCCCGGUUGCGUACAUAAACCGCACGAAAUUUGCAGCCAACUGCGAGAGAAUGCGACAGAGAGCGAAAGCGCUGGGGGCUGCAUUCCGCGUCCAUAUCAAAACGCAUAAAACAGUCGAAGGGACAGAGUUGGAAUUGAAGGACACCGAUGGCCGCGUGAUCUGCAGUACCCUGAACGAGAUUGAACACCUGGAGCCGUUAAUGCAGAAGGGAGUCGUUCGAAGUGUGUUGUACGGUGUCCCGCCUCCUAGGACAGCAAUCCGUCGCCUCGCAGCCCUGCGAAAGAAGUUUUCUACUGAGCUCAUCCUGAUGAUCGACCAUCCAGCGCAGAUUGCGUUCGUGGAAGAACUCACUACGGGCGAUCCCUGGCCUGUGUUUAUCAACGUGGAUUGUGGGUCGCGGCGUGAGGGUGUUCAGCUAGGAUCUGACGAACUUGCCGUCUUAAUUCGACAGACUCUACAAUCCACCCGGGUGCGGCUCCAUGGCUUCUACUGCCACGCGGGUCAUUCCUACACUGGCAAUUCCCUGGGUGAUGCCGAACAGCACCUCCUGCACGAGAUUGCCUGUGGACGUGCCGCCGCCCAGCAGUGUCUAGAUAUCCAGGCCGAUCUGCGGCUCACCGUCUCAGUUGGCGCAACACCGACAGCACAUGCGGCGUCAGCAAGCGUGUUAGACAAGAUCCAGACACUAUCGACAAACCUCAAACUCGAGCUCCAUGCAGGCAACUUCGCUGUGCUCGAUCUACAGCAACUGGCCACAGGUCUUGCCAGUUUCGAAGAUGUCUCGGGCUUUAUCGAAGCCGAAAUCACCAGUAUCUACCCCGGGCGAAGAGAGGUGCUUGUGAAUAUCGGCUCUUUGGGCCUGGGACGGGAGCCGGGCCGUGAGCCUGGGGUCUGGGGUCGUGCGGCUAUUAUUUCAGAGAGUACAGCCAAGCAAGGGCUAUAUCCGUGGAAUGUGGUGCGGAUAUCCCAAGAACAUUGUAUUCUGGCUCCCCGGACAGCGGACGGGGCUGAGGUUGACCGUAUUAUCAACGCGGCCAGAGUUGGAUCUCGCGUGCGAAUCAUUCCACAGCAUGCAUGUAUCGCAGGCUCCAUGUAUGAUUCGUAUCUUAUAGUCGAUGGCGACGAUGGUGAAUGUGUAGAUGAGUGGGUUCGGUGUAGGGGGUGGUGA